Messenger RNA from Solanum tuberosum (potato), 454 nucleotides. RefSeq lists its product as uncharacterized. NCBI's taxonomy places the organism in Eukaryota, Viridiplantae, Streptophyta, Magnoliopsida, Solanales, Solanaceae. The transcript is spliced from 4 exons. The record is from RefSeq and is a predicted model, not a curated record. Bases 35 to 454 code for a protein of 139 amino acids.
GAAUUCUUUGUAAAAUAGGAGAUACUUACACAGGAUGUACUUAAAGGAAGCACAGGAAAUUUUACAGGCGAACAGGCUUCUGGAGAACUACGAGAAGUCCCUCAUUAGGUUAUCAGAUGCUGUAGAGAAGGAUCCUGCCCAUGAUGCGUCACAUCAAGUGGAAAUAACAGUUCAGCUUCUUGACAAAUUAGAAGAAUUAGUUCAGGGUAAGAGUAAUGAAAAUAGAAAGGGGAAGAGUAAGGCAAAGAGUAAAGGAAAGGGCAAGAGAAAGAGUAAGGGAAAGAGUACGGAGACAAGCUUUGCUUCCCUGAUCCAGUCACUUGAUGAUAUUGAUUUGGAUCCUUCCUACAACAAAGCAACCUUGGAUGUCUUAGCUGAAGGCCCUAACAAAGGGCUUGCAGUUAUGGGAGUAGUCCGGUGCUUGGUUAAGUAUGAGUAUGGUGUUCCAUUGUAA